Messenger RNA from Chiloscyllium plagiosum (whitespotted bambooshark), 2660 nucleotides. It is a transcript of the gene slc25a17l, whose product is annotated as solute carrier family 25 member 17-like. Gene Ontology annotation, molecular function: ADP transmembrane transporter activity; NAD transmembrane transporter activity; coenzyme A transmembrane transporter activity. The record is from RefSeq and is a predicted model, not a curated record. Gene Ontology annotation, cellular component: peroxisomal membrane. Gene Ontology annotation, biological process: transport. Lineage: Eukaryota; Metazoa; Chordata; Chondrichthyes; Orectolobiformes; Hemiscylliidae.
AUGAAUAAUGUUGAACAUUGUGCAAUCAUCAACAACAUCCCCACUUCUGACCUAAUGACUGAGAGAAAGCCAUUGAUGAAACAGAUGAAGAUGGUGGGCUUAGGACACUGCCCGGAGGAACUGCAGAGAUGUACUGUAGCUAAGAUGACUGAUCUCCAAAAAUCGCAACCAUCUUCCUUUAUGCCAGAGAUGACUCCAACCAGUGGCGUGCUCUCUCCCUGAUUUCCAUUUGAUCAAAUGUUGCAGUAAUGUCAAGGUCAGUCACUCUCACCUCACCUCUGGAAUGCGGCUCUUUUAUCCAUAUUUGAACUAAGGCUCAAAUGAAGUCAGGAGCUGAGUGGCAGAACACAGUGGCUGAGUUGCCUGAUGCACUGCUUGAUAGCAGUGUUGAUGACACUCCUAUCACUUUACUGAUGAUCCAAGGUAAUAAUUGGGCGUGUUGGGGAUUUAUCCUGAUUUUGAUAACAGGAGAUCUGUGGACAAUUUGCCACAUUGUUGGAAGAUGCCAAAGGAUCUUCAUGUUCGUUUUUUGAUUGCUUUGGCUAUUAUAUUUAUUUGGUCACUAGCUUUUUUUAAAAUACACGAUUCAUACAUUAUCUAUAAAUAUAUUACAAAAUAAAUUCGAGUCGGACAAUACACUAGAUAGAAUAAAAAUUGUAUUUCUUAGUUGAUCACUGUUCAGUCCUAGGUGCCUCGUCCAACCGCAAAAUUGGAACAUUUACUCAAUUUGACCAAAAACUAUAUACGAAGGGGAUUCUCAAAGUUAACAGCCUCUCGAUAGAUGAUGAUCGGAAGACCUUCGUUUUGGAUGCGUGAAGAACAUGCAUAUGUUCUUUUACUGUUACUGUCUAUGACUAAAUCAUGUAUCUACAGCCACACUUUGGAUGUUCAACGUUUGUUAUUACACCGGAAUAUACUGGGUUCAAUUUUAACCCUCAAAUAGUCGGAUUUUAAAUGAGUUUGCAUACCGCCCAAUUCUGUCUCAACUGGGAUGAUCUGAGCAUUUUCUCCAACAGAGGGCGCGGGUCUGCAGAGAGUAUUUCCCAAGGCUGGUUGUAGUGGGUGGAGCCGGUGUUGGAGGAAGUCUCUCUUUCCUCAUGUCGUGGUGAACAAUCUUGACUUCAUUUCCCGGACAAAUAAUGAAGGGCUCUUCCAGCUCUCCUCUUGCUUCCUACGAGACACUCGUGCAUGCCGUGGCUGGGGUGGUGGGUAGUCUGACUGCUACAACAACAUUCUUCCCUUUGGACACUGCAAGGAUUCGACUUCAAGUUGAUGAAAAACGUAAAUCCAGCUCCACGCCUGUGAUAUUGGCGGAAAUUGUGAAAGAGGAAGGAUUAUCAGCUCUAUACCGUGGAUGGUUCCCUGUUAUUUCUAGUGUUUGCUGUUCAAACUUUGUUUAUUUCUACACAUUCAACAGCCUGAAAUCGAUGCUGGUGAAGGGUAAUGCUCGUGCCACGCCAGGCAAAGAUCUGCUGAUGGGUUGCAUUGCAGGUGCUACUAAUGUUUUCCUAACGACACCAAUGUGGGUAGUCAACACAAGAUUGAAGCUGCAAGGAGCAAAGUUUAGAAAGGAGGAUAUCCACAAGACUGAGUACAAAGGUAUUCUUGACGCUUUCCAACAGAUCAUCACAAAUGAAGGUGUGGGAACCCUCUGGAAUGGAAUCCUACCAUCCCUUAUCUUGGUCUGUAAUCCUGGAAUCCAGUUCAUGUUUUACGAGGGUUUGAAACGGAAAGCAGGCAAAGCAGGGAGACGGAUACCAUCCUGGGAAAUAUUUAUGAUUGGAGCCAUAGCAAAAGCGAUUGCCACAACAGUGACCUACCCUUUGCAGAUUGUGCAGGCUAUACUACGGUUUGAACCAAAUAAAAGGAAGUCACAAAGUACAUUUCAGGAGAGUGCCCAUAAGGUUAUUAGUCUGAUAUCCGAAAGACUAAAAAAAGGUGGUUUCCCAGGACUUUACAAGGGUCUUGAAGCCAAACUUCUUCAAACUGUUUGUACUGCUGCUCUAAUGUUCCUGGUCUACGAGAGGAUUGCAGGGAUUACUUUCAAAAUCAUGGGAUUAUCUAAAAUGGCCAAACGCUAAGUCAACAAUUUAAAAUGCUGACCUGUGAGCUGCAGGGAGACCAUUGCACAACAGGUAGUAAGGCUGGGUAAUAUCAUCUUGUUCCUUGAAAUGAUGUGUUAACAAUGGAGAAAACUGCACAAUUAAAUGAGAAGCCAUUAUAUUUAGUUUGCAAAGCCAUUGCAAGAUUGUGAAACACAAAUACUGAAAGCUCAAAGUACUUUCAAAGACAGAAUGAUAUAUACUGCAGCCAUGAGGCUAAUUUACAUUUUACCCAGGGCAACAAGGCUGGAAGAAUGGAGGAAUUCUGUUUGUAUACAGGACAAAACUUGGUUGUGGGUGUUGGGUGAAAAAGUGUGCACUUUAAGAUGAUGUUUCCAGUCAGAAUGAAUGUAAUUUGUGACACUGGCUCUGUAUUUCUAAGUUACAUUUUUGUUACAUGUCUCUGGAGGUAGUUCAACCCAGUGACUGAAAUGGAGUUGUAGUGAAGAACUUCCAUGGAGUGCUAGUUUUCAGUGUUAAGGUGGAUAUUGUUAAUAAAAGGGGAAUGAAUAAAACAUGCUGGCUCUCAGCUCGGAGAUGCUUGAUUGUUACUGUACG